Phasianus colchicus (ring-necked pheasant) is the source of this 2619-nucleotide messenger RNA. RefSeq names its product heat shock transcription factor 2 (gene HSF2). NCBI's taxonomy places the organism in Eukaryota, Metazoa, Chordata, Aves, Galliformes, Phasianidae. Gene Ontology annotation, biological process: regulation of DNA-templated transcription. Gene Ontology annotation, molecular function: sequence-specific DNA binding; DNA-binding transcription factor activity. The record is from RefSeq and is a predicted model, not a curated record.
CUCACGAGUGUGCGGCCGUGCGCGCGCUGUUGUGGCACGUGAGGGCGGCGCACGUGGGCCCGUUAUGUAAAACACGGGGGGCGACAGGGCGGGGAGGCGCCUGAAUGCUGCGCAGGCGCGCCGGCCGCCCACUGCCGCGCAUGCGGGGCAGCUCCGUGCGCAAGCGCGCGGGAUGAGGGGCGGGGCCGAGUGGCGCUGGUUGCCCUCCUCCCGCGCCCCUCCCCCGGUCAGACGGCGGAGGUCUCGAGCGACAAUGAAGCAGGAGCCGCAACAGCAGCAGCCGCCCGCCCAGCAGCCGCCCCCCGCCGGCGCCGGGGUGCCGGCCUUCCUCAGCAAGCUGUGGGCGCUGGUGGGCGAGGCGCCCAGCAAUCAGCUUAUCACCUGGAGCCAGAAUGGCCAGAGUUUCUUGGUGUUGGAUGAACAGAGAUUUGCAAAAGAGAUCCUGCCUAAGUACUUCAAGCACAACAACAUGGCAAGCUUUGUCAGACAGCUAAACAUGUAUGGCUUCCGUAAAGUUGUCCAUGUUGAUUCUGGCAUUGUCAAACUGGAGCGAGAUGGUCUAGUUGAGUUUCAACACCCAUAUUUUAAGCAGGGUCGAGAGGACUUGCUGGAACACAUUAAAAGGAAGGUUUCUUCUUCGAGACCUGAAGAAAGCAAGAUAAGCCAGGAGGAUCUCUCCAAAAUAAUAAGUAGUGCUCAGAAAGUGGAGAUUAAACAAGAGACUAUUGAAUCUCGACUGUCUGCCCUGAAAAGAGAGAAUGAAUCUCUUUGGAGGGAAGUGGCAGAACUGAGAGCAAAACACCUGAAACAACAGCAAGUUAUUCGGAAGAUUGUACAAUUUAUUGUUACCCUGGUGCAGAAUAAUCAACUAGUGAGCCUAAAACGCAAGAGGCCUCUACUUCUGAACACUAAUGGACCUACAAAGUCAAAUGUAUUUCAGCAAAUUGUGAAAGAACCAGCAGAAAAUAAUCAUCAUGUUCCUCUCAACAGAACUGAGGGCUUAAAACAAAGAGAACAAAUUUCAGAUGACAUAAUUAUUUAUGAUGUUACUGAGGAUGUGGCUGAUGAGGAAAAUACCAUGGUUGAUGAAGAAAAUGCUCCCAUUACACCAGAGACAAAUGAAGAUACCACUUCAGAUUCUUCUAACUGCAGUCGUUCUCCUGAUAUUGUAAUUGUGGAAGAUGAUAACGAGGAAGAAUAUGCCCCUGUAAUUCAAGGGGAUAAAAGCACAGAAUCGGUUUCUGUCUCAGCUAAUGAUCCCCUCAGCCCUGUCAGUGACAGCACAAGUCCGCUCAUGUCGAGUGCUGUACAGCUGAAUAACCAGUCAACUUUAACUGCGGAAGACCCAGUCUCAAUGAUGGAUUCCAUACUCAAUGAAAAUGGAGUAAUUUCACAGAAUAUAAAUCUCCUUGGAAAAGUUGAACUUCUGGAUUAUCUUGACAGUAUCGACUGCAGUUUAGAGGACUUCCAGGCCAUGUUAUCAGGACGACAGUUCAGCAUAGAUCCAGAUCUGCUGUUUGAUCUUUUUACAAGCUCCGUGCAGAUGAAUCCCACAGAUCAUAUCCCUAAUACCAAAAUGGAGACAAAGGGAAUAGAAACUACCAAGAAUAAUGCUGGUCCAGCUGCUUCACAGGAAACACAAGUUUCUAAGCCUAAAUCAGAUAAACAACUCAUACAGUAUACUGCAUUUCCACUGCUUGCAUUCCUUGAUGGGAACCCAGGCUCCACUGUUGAGAGCGGGAGCUCCGCAACUGAAACUCCUUCCUCUGUGGACAAACCCCUAGAGGUGGAUGAGCUCCUGGAGAGCAGCCUGGAUCCCGAACCCACUCAGAGCAAGCUGGUGCGCUUGGAGCCGCUAACGGAGGCAGAAGCAAGUGAGGCCACGCUGUUCUAUUUAUGUGAACUUGCCCCAGCACCCAUGGACACAGACAUGCCAUUCUUGGAUAACUAAUGUAAUGGGGACUAUGUACAUUGUCAUGAAGAGGAACUAUUUAUUUAGAAUAUUGUUUGGUAUGAGUUUUUUUGUAAAUCACUGUUUUAUGUAACCAGAUAGUGUGGAAUCUGAAAUACCUUUGCUAUCCUACAAGCAAUUGUUUAGCUACAGUUAGACAAGCUGUUAGACACAGUUGGCAAUACCAAGUUGGACUGUUACAGUACUGCUGUCAAAUGCUUGGUAUACCUACGCAUAUCUCUAAAUACCUGAGGUAACCAAACACUUGUUAAGAGUAAGCUUCAAUUUAUGGUUUCUUCCACUUCUGGUCUUACAUAUAAUGAUGAUGACAACUAGUAGUGUAUGGUUAGGGAGCACUGACUUUCUGUAUCUUUUUUUUUCUAUUUUCUACAAUAUUUUGUUUAAUAAACAUAAGGCUUUUUUGGGGUGGGGGGGACCAGGACCUGAUGUUAGGCUUUUUUUUUCCCUGCUUGAACUGGGAACAAAGUGCCUGUACCUUGCUAAAUCUUGGUUCUGCCUUACUUUCACUUCAGUGAAAGUGCUUAUACAUAGCACAAACUGGGGAAGAAGUUCUUUACAGCCGCCAGGCCCCUUGACUGCAUGAGUACUUAACUUGGACCAUCUACUCUGAUAAAAUAAAUGUUAUGUAAGUAAGUGUGGUAGCUUAA